Messenger RNA from Scaptodrosophila lebanonensis, 1870 nucleotides. RefSeq names its product UDP-glucuronosyltransferase 2C1 (gene Ugt301D1). The coding region runs from base 159 to 1745 and encodes 528 amino acids. Gene Ontology annotation, molecular function: UDP-glycosyltransferase activity. The transcript is spliced from 4 exons. NCBI's taxonomy places the organism in Eukaryota, Metazoa, Arthropoda, Insecta, Diptera, Drosophilidae. The record is from RefSeq and is a predicted model, not a curated record.
GCAGAGCUCAGCAGUCGAGUCUACUCUGCUCGAGAACGUGAACAAAGCGCUUUCUGAUUAUACAUACGAAUAUAUUUUAAAAUAAGUAUUUGGCAUUGUGAUAAAUGUGCUGAAAUAAAACUUGCCAAAUCGUUAUACUAAGUGAAAAAAGCUUAAAGAUGCAGCUGCAGUUGAAUCGCUUCCUGCUUUUGGCGCUGGCGCUUCUAAUGUCCGGCGGCCUCAGCGAGGCAGCUCGCAUACUCUUCAUGGGACCGUUUCCGGCGCCGAGCCACUGGAUGUGGUUGGAGCACUUCCAGCGGGAUUUGCUGCGGCGAGGCCAUCAGGUGACUAGCGUCAAUAAUCACCCCACCAAGAAGCCGCACGAAAACUUGACGGAGAUCAUCAUCAAUCCCAGCUUCGAUAUUCCCUUCCACUUUCCCAAGAAGAACAUCUUUAGUAUGAGAUACACCAGCGAUUUCCAGAAUCUGCAAAUGUGGUGGGCUCUUGGACUCAUGACCAGCGAGCAUGCACUGCAGGAUGAAAAGCUGAAGCAGCUCGUGGCCAGCACAGAUCAGCACUACGAUUUGGUCAUAUUGGAGCAAUUCUUCCACGAGGCCUUUCUCAUGUUUGGCCAUAAAUUCAAUUGUCCCGUCGUUACUAUUGGAACUAUGGGCUAUGCCGAUAAUAUGGAUCAUGCUAUGGGCCUGUUAACGCCUUGGUCCUUUAUACCACAUCUGCUGUUGCCACAUACGGAUCGCAUGAGCUUCUCACAACGCGCCUAUAACGCAUAUCUAUCGUUGUAUGACUCGAUAAUGAGACGCUGGUAUUAUUUGCCCAAAAUGCAGGAAUUGGCUGUCAAAUAUUUCGGUGAUGCCAUUAAAGGACCACUUCCCCAUGUCCAUCAAUUGGAGCGAAAUAUUUCGCUGAUGUUGAUCAACAGUCAUCGCAGUGUCGAUUUGCCACGCCCCGGUAUGCCGGGUCUGGUGAAUGUGGGCGGUGCACAUAUCCAGCCCGCUCGACCGCUACCUGCGCACAUGCAGGCCUUCAUUGACAAGGCCACCCAUGGCGUGGUCUACUUCAGUUUGGGGUCCUAUAUGAAGAGCACGGACAUGCCGCCGGAGAAAACGGCACUCAUUCUGAAGGCCUUCGGGCAGCUGAAGCAACAGGUGCUGUGGAAGUACGAAAAUGAUUCGAUUGGCGAGCUGCCACCCAAUGUGAUGAUCAGUCCGUGGAUGCCACAGAACGACAUUCUUGCGCAUCCCAAUAUCAAGUUGUUCAUCACACACGGCGGCCUCUUUGGCACGCAGGAGGGCAUACAUUGGGGCGUGCCUAUGCUCUGCAUACCCCUCUAUGGGGAUCAGCAUAGAAAUACCAUAAAAUCGGUGCGUGAGGGCUAUGCGCGCUCCUUAGUCUUCUCGAAGCUCACCGUCGACGACUUGGUGAGCAACAUCGAGACGUUGAUCUACGAACCUCAGUACAAACGAAGUGCCAAGCAAGUGUCCCAACGUUUUCGUGACAAUCCCAUGCAUCCACUCGAUGAGGCUAGCUACUGGAUCGAGUAUAUAAUCCGGCAUAAGGGUGCGACUCAUCUGAAAUCUCAAGGCGCUUUCAUGCCCCUCUAUCAGUAUCUGUUACUGGAUGUGCUCGCCUGUCUACUGUUGGUACUGGUGCUCACCAUUUGGCUACCUUGGCGCAUGUUGCGCUCCUUACGCAAAUGGUGGAGUGCCACGACGGUGAAGGCGCGUGAAAGCAAAAAGGAGCUGUGAGGGGCCGAGUGCCUCCAAACUAGUUUUUAAGUGUUUUGUAAAUAGCUAGGCGUAUACGAUGUAUCGUUAACAUUGCCAAGUCACAGUCACUGCAAAAUAAAUGGUGAUAUUAUUUUAACAUGCCA